Molecule: messenger RNA, 1286 nt
Organism: Daucus carota subsp. sativus
Lineage: Eukaryota; Viridiplantae; Streptophyta; Magnoliopsida; Apiales; Apiaceae
Exons: 6
Coding region: 120-983 (287 amino acids)
Molecular function (GO): protein binding
Source: RefSeq, a predicted model, not a curated record
AUAAUGCUCAUAAAUCCAUAUCAAAUUUCGAAACCUUUUUCCUUUAAUAUAUAUCCACAUAAUAAUAUAUUUUUUCAUAAAUACUUUUGUUGUGUGCGGAUAAUUUAGGCAAAAUCGAAAUGCAAUCUCUGAGUUUCAAGGUGUUUGUGGAUUUUAACGGCGGAGGUACGGCGAGGUUGCCGUGUUUUCCGAGUCGACUCGGUUCCGUUGGCGCCGAUUUCGAGGCAGGAGAUAGACGGCUAGGAUUGAAUUACAGAGAUCAUGGACGGACGUGUAGGAUCGUUGCUUGUUCAAGCGGAGCUGAUUCACAGAGUCAGAGCGCGAGUUCGAGCUCUAACUCGUUCUUGACUCGGAGCCAAUCGUAUGCUCUUCUAAAGCAACAAAUGGAAGUUGCUGCUAAAUCUGAGGACUAUGAAGAAGCUGCAAGACUUCGUGAUUCUUUGAAAUCGUUUGAAGAGGAGGAACCAGUAUUGCACUUGAAGAGAUUGCUGAGAGAAGCCAUUGCAAAUGAAAAAUUUGAGGAUGCAGCUAGAUACCGUGAUGAGCUAAAAGAAAUUGCUCCACACUGUCUCCUGAAAUGCUCCAGUGAUGCGACAACUUUGGGGAUCAAAGUUCAAGUUAGGAGUGUGUAUAUUGAAGGGCGGAGUCAACCUUUGAAAGGCCAAUAUUUCUUUGCUUAUAGAAUAAGAAUUACAAAUAACUCAAAUCGCCCUGUUCAACUUCUCAGAAGGCACUGGAUCAUCACUGAUGCAAAUGGCAAAACUGAAAAUGUUUGGGGAAUCGGAGUUAUUGGUGAACAGCCAGUCAUACUUCCUAAUACUAGUUUUGAAUAUUCAUCUGCAUGCCCGUUAUGCACUCCUAAUGGGAGAAUGGAGGGUGACUUCGAAAUGAAGCAUAUUGACAAAGUAGGUUCGAAGACAUUCAAUGCAGUUAUUGCUCCCUUUUCUCUUUCAACAUAUGGAGAUGGCACAGACGCUCUAUAGGGGGUUUCUAGCGAGACAAUUUCUUGCUGAUACCAGAAGAAGAUAAAUCAUGUUUGUAUCUACUCUCGGCCAAAGUGCUAAGUUGUAAGUGUGAAUAGUUGAGGAACAGAAGCCAGUACUUUUGGCUUUUGUGAAUGAGAAGAAGACUUUGUAUAAAACUUAUCAGGGAUUUAGGGUAAGGUUAUAUCCGUCGCUAUGAUUUUUCAUUCGUUUGUUAUACUUUGUUUAUACUUAAAGCAGUACGGCAGAUCAUAUGUAUAUAUUCUAUUAGUGAUAAAAUGAAUUUGUGUAGUUUUAGCUCAA